AUGAAAGUCAGUUAUAUAUUUUCCUUUUUUUUGUUAUUCUUCGUAUAUAAAAAUACAAACACUGUAGUUUGUGAUAACGCAUAUGGAGAUUUAGUAGCAACAAGUGCCUUAACCACCGUUAUUAAAGAUCCACUUAGUUUAACAAUUAAAGAUAUUUAUGAACACGGAGUAAAAAACCCAUUUACAAAAAUCAUCCAUAAAUUAAAGAAAUUUAUACGUUAUAGAAAAGUCUUAAGAUGGUCACGUAUGUGGUGGGUAUUGUUAGUAAGAGAAAUUGUUGGAGAUAACACCAUCGAAAGAAAAACCGAAAAG
Messenger RNA from Plasmodium reichenowi, 312 nucleotides. RefSeq names its product exported protein 2, putative. The record is from RefSeq and is a predicted model, not a curated record. NCBI's taxonomy places the organism in Eukaryota, Apicomplexa, Aconoidasida, Haemosporida, Plasmodiidae. The annotation marks the transcript as partial. The transcript is spliced from 2 exons.